Sinocyclocheilus grahami is the source of this 1757-nucleotide messenger RNA. RefSeq names its product SH2B adapter protein 2. Gene Ontology annotation, cellular component: plasma membrane. NCBI's taxonomy places the organism in Eukaryota, Metazoa, Chordata, Actinopteri, Cypriniformes, Cyprinidae. Gene Ontology annotation, molecular function: transmembrane receptor protein tyrosine kinase adaptor activity. The coding region runs from base 187 to 1608 and encodes 473 amino acids. Gene Ontology annotation, biological process: antigen receptor-mediated signaling pathway; intracellular signal transduction. The record is from RefSeq and is a predicted model, not a curated record. The transcript is spliced from 5 exons.
CUGGAGAAUAGAUGUGCGCGCGUCAUGUAUCCGUCUCUAUACUGCUCGCUUAUGGAUCAUAUAGUGAUGCGAUGUGCUGGAGUCCUCCACAAGCCUCCGUCGAUGGAUCUGGAGUAACAGCACUGGCCUCAGAUGCACUGACGCGUUUGUCGGAGUGGUUUGCCAGGGCAUUGGCAUGGCCUAGUAAUGAAUGGUGACGGGGCUCCCAGCAGCCCGGAGCACUCCUCCUGCACGCUGCCCGACUGGAAGGAGUUCUGUGAGCUUCACGCUCGAGCCUCCGCCGCCGAUUUUGCCUACAAGUUCCGGCGGUUCAUCAGCGAGAACCCAUGCUACGACGCGCCCGGUGCUGACGCCAGCUUCUCGCAACACUUUGCUCAACACUUCUUGACCUGCUUCUCUGCCGCCCUUGACCAAGGUCCCGGCUCCCCGGGAGACUCCUCCGCUCCGAAGUACAGCAUCGUGCCCUUUGUGGGCCUACAGAGCUGCACGCUGCCCUUCAGUCACGACCUCUACCAUCGACGCAAAGACGUGGGGGCCUCGAGCGAAUCGCUGGAUAGCAUGGACAGCGGAGGGGGCGGAGCCAGCGGAAAGGGACAGCAGACCCCCACCCGUAAGAUGGCAACCGUGAGCCAAUCCAGGAGUUCGGAGGAUGUGUCAUUGGGGCGACGCAAGGCUCGCUUCAAGAAGGGCUUUUCCCUCCGCAACAUGAGUCUGAGCGUGGUGGACGGGGUGAAGGAGAUCUGGCACCGCAGGGCCUCUCCAGAACCAGACCCCUCGGGGAGCUCCAGGAGGACCAUUGGAGCCGAGUCCGUGGGGCCCGAACACUGGAGCCAGAAGCUGCGGCUGCCACGGGGCUCUCAGGGCCAUAAGGCGGAGCUGUUGGAGAUCCAGAGGGAGGGUGUGCUCCGAUACAUGGUGGCCGAUGACACUAACUGUAUGGGGGCGGCACAGUGGCAGAAAUGCAGGUUGCUGUUGAGGAAGACUGCCGUGCAUAUGGACGAAGGAGAGAAGUUCCAGCUUGAGUUCUACGUUCCACCAAAGGUAGAAGAGCACUGUGAUAAAACUCUUUAUUAUGGCGCACGGAGUCACGGUCUGUUUGUGAUCCGCCAGAGUGAGACGCGUCCUGGAGAAUACGUCCUCACCUUCAACUUCCAGGGCAAAGCCAAGCACCUGCGGUUGUCUGUGAAUGACAGCGGUCAGUGUCACGUUCAUCACCUGUGGUUCCAGACGGUGGCUGAUAUGUUACAGCACUUCCACGCUCACCCCAUCCCUCUGGAGUCCGGCGGCUCCACAGACAUCACGCUACGCUCAUACGUACAAGUCCAGCGCUCGCCCACAGAUGUGGCUCCUCAGACGCCAGCUGCCCCGCGGGACUCCUCCGUCUGUGGGGCCGAACCCCAGCUCUCCAGCGCAGCUCCUCCGUCAGACACAGUGCUGUCCUCCAGCUCGUCCUCGUCUCCGAUGGCUCAGCCGAGCGCCGGCCUCCACAGCCGCAGCAGCAGCGCAGAGAGACUGCUGGAGCCCGGGGCCGCCGGGGCCGACGACUACCACGAGAGCGACGGCACGCGGCAGACUCGAGCCGUGGAGAACCAGUACUCCUUCUACUGACGCUGCUGCUGCUGCGCUUCAUGAGAGACGAGAGCUUUCACUGUUACAGCACACUCCAAACUGAUCAGGUGUCUGAGUGUUUCCCUUUGUGUUGUUUCUGAUUUAAUGCGUGCGAUUUACUCAUGUUUAGUACUGAUAAAUAUCUCUCC